This is a messenger RNA of Panicum virgatum (switchgrass), 542 nucleotides long. RefSeq lists its product as uncharacterized. NCBI's taxonomy places the organism in Eukaryota, Viridiplantae, Streptophyta, Magnoliopsida, Poales, Poaceae. The coding region runs from base 124 to 477 and encodes 117 amino acids. The record is from RefSeq and is a predicted model, not a curated record. The transcript has 3 exons.
CUGUGCCGGUGCGCCCGCGGCCGGCCGGCCCCUCGUCAACCCCCAGGAGGCCAAGACUGUCGACCCCGCGCCUCGGCCUCGGCCCUCGGUCACUCGGUGGCUCGCCGCCUCCCUCAAUCCUCAAUGGACUCCGGCAGCGGCAGCAACAGAAAGGGAAAAAGAAAAGCAAUAGGAUAUGGAAGAGAUCUGAAGAGCUACUUUAGCCAAGGGUCUAGCAGCACUCCAAGUACUCAUGGAAGUGGAGUUGGUCUUGAGGCAUUGGAGAGGGAGGAGGUGGUGCUGCAAACUCAAGUAGAGAGCACUGAUGCUGAUGCAGUACCAAUGCCAGUUGAAGAUGUUGAAGGUCAAGCCGGUGGUGGUGUGAACUCAAGUAGAGAGCAAACUCAAGAUAAAGAUGCAAGUGAUCAAGCUUAUUUUGGUCCCGUUGUUGAUUUGAUGUGUAAUCUACAUGUUUUUCUUCAUUUAAGGUACUUCUAAACGAUGGUCUUGUUGUGAACUUUUAUUUCCGUACAAUAUAUGAAUGUAGUCUAGAAAUGCACCGC